Pundamilia nyererei is the source of this 1903-nucleotide messenger RNA. Its product is annotated as snRNA-activating protein complex subunit 1-like. The transcript has a single exon. Gene Ontology annotation, molecular function: sequence-specific DNA binding. NCBI's taxonomy places the organism in Eukaryota, Metazoa, Chordata, Actinopteri, Cichliformes, Cichlidae. Gene Ontology annotation, cellular component: snRNA-activating protein complex. Bases 699 to 1796 code for a protein of 365 amino acids. The record is from RefSeq and is a predicted model, not a curated record. Gene Ontology annotation, biological process: snRNA transcription by RNA polymerase III; snRNA transcription by RNA polymerase II.
CUGAAAAUCAGAUUACCGUGGUGUGCUUGUAAUAUUUUAAUCCAGCAUUUUUGAAAAAAAACCAACAGAAUAAACAUGGAUUUCACUUGCUGUAGUAGCACAUAAUCUAAAGGUCACUGGUGCAUCAUUUCUAAGUGAUUAACAGCAACAAAUGUCAAUUUACCAACCAGCUGGUUCACUUCCUGAUGCUCUUGCCUGGACUCUGCCUCGCCUCUCUAACGUUGGUCCAAAUCCACUAAAUCUGAGCAGUCCCUCUGAUAAGCUUCUGUCUAAUCUUGUCCGCCCUGGUUACUCCCAGUCUUAUUUUCAGUUCUGCCAUGUCCAGCUCACCCUCCUGUCUUUUUGCCAGUACAACUCCAUGCUGGUCCUAUUCCUGCCUACCUACCUGUAUGGCAUGAGGUUGCCAUAGCACUGCUUUACUCUUACAAAAUGUCAUAAAAAAGGAAAUGUUAAGUUUGUCAAAAUAAGCUGUUAUUAAGAAAAACCCAGCCUCUCAUUGUGCAAAGUCAUCCCCUGGGCUAAGUUAGGGCCCAGUAUGUUUGAUGCACCUGGUUUAAAUGGUUUUUACUUGGUACAUCCUGCCACUACUGGGCGCUCUUGCUUGGUAAUUUGCCAUCAACGCACUACACCUGCUUUGACCACAGCUCACUUGUGGAGCAGCCAGCCUGAGUGAAUCUCUGUGGGUUUUGGAUGAAACGAUGCCUCGUUUGCCGUGUGUUUACUCAGACUUCUUCUAUGGCCCUCUGACUGAAGAUGUGGAGGAGCUACUGGGGCGCUUCCAGCAGAUAGACUCGGUCAGGUAUGAGGAUUUUUCAGCCCUCUGGAGGGAGAUGGGCUUCUCUGAUCUCUUCAUUGGCACCAUCAAUGCGGGUGAACUGAAGCGGUUCUGCAGGGUGACUCUGGCCACAGCUGUAAAGUACUUCCUACCUCCAUACAGCUACCAGAUCCGAGUGGGGGGCUUGUACCUGAUGUUUGGUUUCUACCACACGCAGCUCGCCGAACCACCUGUGAUGAUCCGGCUCGCUCUGAAGGACUGGACCCACGUGCAAGCCUUUCUCAAGGAAUCUGUAGAAUCCGGCCAUCUUGAUGUAGUUUAUAUCUACAAGAAGCUUGUGGCAUCCAAAGCCAUCCACUACACGGCCAUGCCGCAUUUUCUGACCUUCCAGAAGCAGCAGAAGCCAAAGAAGGACCAUGUGUGCCCUGAGUUUCUGAGCAGGACAACCGCGGUGCGUGAGCUCAUCAGUGCAGACACCCUGGAAGAGAUAGCCAACCUCCAGAGCCUGUACGAGAAGCUGAAGGAGACCACCAAGGAUGUGGGUUCCCAGAUCACAAUGACCCACAGAGACUUCACCUCACGCCUGAGAGACUGCAUGUCAGAGUUCAUCACCUGGCAGAACAAAACGUUCACCUCACAGCUACUCAAAGACAAGAAGGAAAGAGAUGAAGAGGAGGAGGAAGAAGAAGAAGAGGAGGAAGAAGAUGAGAAGGAGUCCUGCAGCAAAAGAGCGAGGCUUCUGUCCUCCAUCAAGCAGAAGAGCUACAGCAAUGUUCAGAAGGCGUCCAAGUCCAGGAGGCACCGGCAGGGUGAGCCAGCGGACUUGUCCAGUUUGGGGACUGAGCAGGUCCAGCGGGUCCCACAGAAAAAAAGACCACCUUCUCUCCGGGCCCGGACCUGGAAGAACCUCGGGGUGAAACAACAGGACAGCAACCUGCCACCCUGGCUGCUGAGUGCUCCUGAGCUGGAGGACGGGGUGCCAGUGAGGAGGACCAACCAGGCGGAUCCCUACAGGAUGUGAAGGAGGAGGAGAGAAGAUCAUUAAAAUAAUUUAAUCUACUAUGUUUGUCACUGUUCAACUGGAAUAAGUUAAGAAACUAUAAAUAAAUGUUUUUGUUAUAAAAAUCA